Molecule: messenger RNA, 3080 nt
Organism: Haliotis rubra (blacklip abalone)
Lineage: Eukaryota; Metazoa; Mollusca; Gastropoda; Lepetellida; Haliotidae
Exons: 6
Coding region: 937-1758 (273 amino acids)
Source: RefSeq, a predicted model, not a curated record
GUGACCUUCACCCAACUCAUGAAACGCCCCCUAAUCAGGGCGAUGUGGCUUUCUGAGGAUAUGUGUGAAAUGUGACUAAUAGUAGUGUGGCGGUAUAACUAAUAUAUCAGUGUAUAUAAUUCAUAAGCUGAGUCGGAUUAAACAUGGAUCCGAAUUUUUCUAGAAAGAAUGUAUUCAUGUACCACGACAACCCGGGAGAGGGGCCUCUGCUGGUGACAGCCGUGAAGUAUGUCGAGAAGAGCUGCAGCAUCAACUUGAGCCAUAUUAAAGUCCGUGAAGUCCAGUACGCCAAGCCGCUGUUGGUGCUUUUCUGCCCAAUAGUCAAUAAGACUGACGUCGAUGUCAACGCUCUUCUCGACAGCUCUAGAGACGGCGAAGAUGUGCUUCUAGUGAUGGUAAAACGAGCUGUGGAGCAUUCAAAAAAUAGAGACAGUUUGGAUCAUCUGAAGGACCCAAUCUCAACCUCCACAAGAAACCGAGUCGGUGCUGCAUGCACCAUAUUUUUUUCAGGUAAAGAGAAAUUCAAAGGAUAUAAGAACGAAAACGGGCUAGCUGUGAACGAAGUAAAGCGAGUAGUAAACCUUUGUCUAGAACGUAAACCCUGGGCAACACAUUUCCCAGUUGGCCAGAAUGUAGAUCGAGUUGACGGAGCGUCAUCUGUAGCAGCUCACCAAAGUCCACAAAACGAGCCUCGUCCCAUUCAAUUUGUUCAGUCAACUCAGCCGGAACAACCUAAGCCAAUCCAAGUUUUUCAGCCAAUCCAACAGCCUCAGCAUGUACGGUCAACACCUCAUGUUCAACCUGCCCAACAGACUCAACCAAUUCCACAGAUUGUCCUCACUCCACCAAGUCAACCUGCUCCAGCAGUAGACCCUUUUCAACCUAGUCAACCUACAAAGGUAGUUGAUCCGUUUCAGACUCAACCAACCCUGGCAAAUGAUCCGUUUCAGACAGCACGAGGUCAACUCCACCCAAUCCGUUGAUCCGUUUCUGGCAGGAGGAACUCAACCGACUGGUUCAGUAGAUCCGUUUCUGGCAGCUGGAAGUCAACCGACUGGGGCAGUUAACCCGUUUCAGACAGCAGGAGCAUCGGACAAGUUUGAUGACUUCUUCGACCCCAGAGGGGAUUCAUCGACCAAAGCUUCGGGAGACCCAUUUGCAGAUGCUUUCAGUGCACCAACUCCGGAAGAGCCUACCAACUUAAAUUUUCCUCAACCAAAACCUGUCCUAAAGGACGUUCGUAGCCCAGUGUUCUACUUCUUUGACGACACCAGUCCCUUGGAACAUGACACCGUACAUUUCAUAGAAGAACAUGGCAACUUCCAGCUGAAGGCUUGUCGCCGCCAAACAGCCGCUGUGGUGUCGCCGUUGGUCGUGUUUAGUCCGUGCUACACCAUGCCAGAUGCAGACGCCAAGUCCGUCCUCGGACACAGUAGAGAUGGGGAAGACGUAUUCUUGGUCAUCGUGGAACCUGUGUACAGUCACAAACCCAAAAAGCAGGCAUGUCUAUCCGAGUCAGUACAGGCAAAGAUAGGCUCGUAUGGGGUGCUCUCGUAUUCUCUGGAUACUAAAACAUAUGAAACAACUAAAGCAAACAUUGAAAUGGUUACCAAGCUACGUGACUUCAUUCAACAAAUACAAUCUCUAACUGAAGACGACGACGAUGACGAUGAUGAUGAAGAAGAAGAAGAAGCUCCUUCAAAUAUCCUUGUGCUUGAAGGAUUUCAUGAACUCGGCUUUGAUGAAUCGGACGCCUGAUCCAAAUGGACACUUACUACUGGAGCCAUGUCUAAUGUUGUACAUCGUCGUACAAACAAUCUCCGCGGGAAGCACUCGUAACAUUUCCAGAAUUAGUUCUCUCAGUGAUGUAGAACUAACUCGACGAUAUUACAUAUUGAAAAUAAUAAUGGAAUGCUAAGAUAUUGAUGAAAACAGUUCAUCCCUUCUUGAAUCGAACAAUACUGAUGGUAUUCAGUUCAGUUCAAUUGGCGAUUCAGUUCUGAUCCUAUUUUAGUGGACAGGGUAGACUUAGAGAAAGAAAUUUUAUCGAAAAUCCUCACGGUAGGAUGGUGACAUUGUGUCCCACACAACAUCGUAUAUCUGAGUCGUGUUAUCAUGACAUACAUAGUGUUAUCAGUGUGACAUUGUCAAUUCAAAAGUGUAAGUGUUUGUAAGUAACAAAUGUCCAGUCAACAAAAAGCAAAAAUGACCUCGCUUUCAAGCAUAUAUUUUGGGGAUCUAUUCUUAUUAUCACUUGUUACAUGCAAGCAAAGUUAUACCAUAUAGUCUCAUUACAUACACAUCCACAUUACACCUCGAUCCUCCACCACUCGGUCUUGAUGCUGACGCGACUGGUUCGCUUCAGUCGCACAGGGCGCGGUCGCGAUUCUAGCAACGUGAAUCUGGAAACAAUUACAGCUUCACCACCCUUUGAUUAUCAUAGUAUUACAUCUUUAUUAUUAAUGACAAAUACCCGGGCCCCUUCCCCACCAUACCAUAGCGUGUUAGCAUGUUCUCAUGAACUUCCUCACGGCAUUGUGGGUAAUUUGACUGGACGGUUUCUUGCGUCGCUUCUCACUCGAAAUAAUACACUGAAUAAUCUGGAGUGAACUUUAACCAGCAGCGGUAUGUGGUAUCUUGUCCACUCGAUCGCAGUACUGAAGGAACAUUAGUUUUGAACAGGAGCGUACAUAUAUAUAUAUAUAUAUAAAACAUUUUUCAUUGAAUGUCAUGGAGAUUUGUAUGUUUUUCGUAUAAAGACGCACCAAGCAAUAUUUCAGCUAUGUGAGGGCGGUGUCCAGAUAACGUAGAGAGCAGACCAACAAGUGAUUGAUGUUAUGACAGAAAUCUACAAGCCCUCGUGUGAAUGUCACGUUAAGAAGAAUCUAUGUACAGUUUUAUUUAUUCACCAUGUUUAUGAAUUGAAUGAAUGGAUGUAUACAAGUUCAUUGUCACAUUGGCAAUAUUCCAUCCAACUGCGAUUAAUUGUGUUAGCAAAGCCUUUAUUCGUAUGUAUUUAUUUUCAACAAAAACAUAUUGAGAAUCCUAUCAAUAAACUUAUACUUUUUGAUUUCGAAAAA